AUGAGUGUAUAACCUAGAUUAAGUCCAAAGAAUUACAAAAAGUACAGCAUCUUCAAUGAUUCAAUUAAUAUAAGAACAUCUCGAAACACAAGCUUUGAUUAUGAAUUUUAAAAGAGAAGGAAUUCCAACCUAAAGUUCAAAAAUUCUGGGAGCGUAUUGAGAGGUUCCAAGGCUAAUGACUUUAUGGGUAAUCUCAUCGCACAUUUUUAAUAUGUAUUGAUAUUUCUAUUGCCGUUAUAGGGUUAAAAUGCAUUCAGGGAGAAGAAUUUGAUUGAAGCCAUUAAAUACUAUAAUGAAUGCAUAUUGAUAGAUUCUCUACAUGUGCCAAGUCGGUAUAUGUUGGGAGUAUGUCAUUUCUCUUAAAAUUAAUAUGAAAAAUGCAUCAAGGAACUCAAGUUUGUUAAAGAACAAUAGCCAAAUUACAAUAAAAAUGUAUAUAUUAUACUUGCACUUGGUUACAAAAAGAUAAUGCAAUUGGAAUGGUCAAUAAGAACUGUAUUAAUUCUAUUGUCAUAAUAGUUAGAUGAAUGUUUACAGUUUUAUCCUCAAUGUUAUGACGCAUUGAUAUUCAAAGGCAAAUUGGAACUUAAAUUAAGGAGAUUCUAGGAUUGUGAGUCAACUUUGAAAUAAGCCGUCAGAAUAAAUUCAAAAAGGUCGACUGGAUAUCAUUAUCUUGGAGAUUGUCAGAGACUCUAAAAUAAUUUGGAUUUAGCAAUCAAAAAUUACUAGAUAGCAUUGCAAUUUGAUACAAGCGACAAAUCCAAAUUGAACAUUCUCAAAAUGUCAAUAUGUCUUUAUGAAAUGGCCAAUUAUCAGUAGGCCUUAUAGAUGAUUGAUUAGUAUUUAAGUCAAGAUGAAUUAUCAUCUGAAGCAAACAAAUUGAAGGGACAAAUAUUGUACAAACUUGGUGAAAAACAAGAAAGCUAAUUGUACUAUGAAUAAGCCAUUUAAAAUAACAAUUCUAGAAAUGCAGUCUCCAAAGCCAUGAUAGAAAUUAGCAAAUUUAAAAUAGAAUCUAAAGACUAUUAUUCCUUAUAUCAUACUCUCUUGAGGACUGAAUAUUUGGAUGUCGACAAAUAAUAGUUGUAACCCUAUAUCUAAUUCUCUGAAGCUGUAGUGUGCUUAAUGAAAAAGAAUUAUACCUAAGCAAGUGAAGCAUUCAAAAAAUUAGAAUAACUUGAAAUCCCAAUUCUCAUCCAGGAGAUCUAUCAUUCCUAUUUGGGAUAUUUGAAUAUGAUGUUGAACAAUUUUGAAGAGGCUUUGAAAGAUUUCAGAAAGAAUAAGUCCUUACCAUAUAAUCAAAUUAUAUGUGAAGGCAUCAUUAAUUUUAACUCAUUUGAAAUUGCCUAUUCUAAAUUUGAUUAGGCCUUAAGUUACAAUUAGAUUGACCCAAAUAUGUAUAAAGCAAUCCUAUUAAUAAAAGAAGGAUUAAAAUAGGAGAAUUCUGAUUAUGUCAAUAAUUCAUUGCAAUGCUUAAUCAGAGCAUAAUAAUAUAAUCAGAACAACUCCUAAUUGAUGUAUUUAAAAUCAUUAGCAUACAUGUUGAUGGACAAUAUUGAGGAUGCCUAUAAAGAAAUAUUAACAACUAUUGAAAAGGCAGAUGAAAAUCUGGCAGAUCAUUAUUAUUUGAAGGGAUUAAUCUUGGCAUUGAAUGGCGAUAUCUUAAAUGCAGUCCAAGACUUUUCAGUCUGUCUAGGAAUUGAUGAACAAUAUCAAAAAGCCUAUUUGCAAAGAUCAAAAUGCUAUUCCUAUUUGGGAGAAAUGCAAUCUGCUUUUGAUGAUAUGAACAGCUAUAUCUAGUUCGUAGAUGACUUUUUGAGUGCUGGCAAUCUGUUAUACAAUAGCAAGAUGUAUGAAGAGGCCUAUAAGACUUAUAAAUAAGAGCCCAACCCAACGCUUGAACAUCAAUAGCAGAUGGCGAGUUGUUUAUUUUAAUUAGAGUAAUUUGAUGGAGAUGAAAUCAAAGAGUUUAUCAGAGACAAAUAAUUUGACUAAAAUAUGAUACUUGCUUAUUAGCAUAUCCUAAAAUUUGAGUACGAUUCAGCUAUCUUAACCUUACAAAAGAAGAUUGAUCCUCAGUCCUCAUUUUUCUUUAAUAAAUAAUACCUUCAUUAAUACAAGGGUGUUUGCUAUUUGUAUCUACAGAAAUACCAAGAAGCCAUCUAAGAAUUUGAAAGGUGUAUUUAGUAGACUAAGUCAGACACAUUGAUUUACAUAACAAAUUACAAUAUUAUGUUUUGUUGGAUGAUGUUGAAGAAGUUUAAAUAUUCUCAUACUCAACUAGAAUAAUUAAUUAAAAUUUCAGAAUAGAAGCAUGUCUUAUUAACUAUUAGGAAUCUCUUAAUUGAUUAAACAGAAUUUUAAUUAGCAGAUAAUCCAUAAGGAAUAGAAAUUAUGUUAGCAGAUACAAUUAAAUUAUAACCCUUUAUCUCAACAUAAUAUACAAUUUAUCCUUAUUUCUCAUUGCCUAUUCCAUAAAUCAAAGACAUGACUCCUUAGUUUGAUUUCAAAAUAAUCUAAUCUUUAAGCGCAUAAUCGAUUGAAUGUAGACCUGAAGCCCCGUGGAUAAGAAGAAAUGAAAAUGGUGUUUUAUUUACUGAUAAUUUGUAAUAAUGUGAAUUAAGUUAAACAGAAAACAGUUCUCCAGAAAACUGA
Molecule: messenger RNA, 2655 nt
Organism: Paramecium tetraurelia
Lineage: Eukaryota; Ciliophora; Oligohymenophorea; Peniculida; Parameciidae
Exons: 3
Molecular function (GO): protein binding
Source: RefSeq, a predicted model, not a curated record